Molecule: messenger RNA, 1262 nt
Organism: Glycine soja
Lineage: Eukaryota; Viridiplantae; Streptophyta; Magnoliopsida; Fabales; Fabaceae
Product: B-box zinc finger protein 20-like
Exons: 3
Coding region: 16-1026 (336 amino acids)
Biological process (GO): regulation of DNA-templated transcription; photomorphogenesis
Cellular component (GO): nucleus
Molecular function (GO): zinc ion binding
Source: RefSeq, a predicted model, not a curated record
CUUGGAUGAUGAUGAAUGGAUGGCUCACUUAUCAUAGUAGUGCCUCCUUUACCAUUUGACCAUAUUUAUCCAUCUCAAUCACUUCCCACUUUUUAUGAAGCAUUGGCUACACCUUCCUUUAUUCUCUCCUCUCAAACCUUUCACUUCAAGCUUCAAGUUUUCAAGCUACCCACCCACUGCUCAUACUCACACCCAAUGAAGAUCCAGUGCGACGUGUGCAACAAACACGAGGCCUCCGUCUUCUGCACAGCCGACGAAGCCGCCCUCUGCGACGGCUGCGACCACCGUGUCCACCAUGCCAACAAACUCGCCUCCAAACACCAACGCUUCUCUCUUCUCCGCCCUUCUCAUAAACAACACCCUCUCUGCGAUAUUUGCCAGGAGAGAAGAGCCUUCACGUUCUGUCAGCAAGACAGAGCGAUUCUCUGCAAAGAGUGUGACGUGUCAAUUCACUCUGCCAACGAACACACCCUUAAGCACGAUAGGUUCCUUCUCACUGGUGUUAAACUCGCAGCUUCUGCCAUGCUUCGUUCAUCACAAACUACCUCUGAUUCAAACUCAACCCCUUCUCUUCUUAACGUUUCACAUCAAACUACUCCACUUCCAUCUUCCACCACCACCACCACCACCAACAACAACAACAACAAGGUUGCUGUUGAAGGAACUGGUUCAACGAGUGCUAGCAGCAUAUCAGAGUAUUUGAUAGAGACUCUUCCUGGGUGGCAAGUUGAGGACUUUCUCGAUUCAUAUUUUGUUCCCUUUGGUUUCUGUAAGAAUGAUGAAGUGUUGCCACGGUUGGAUGCUGACGUGGAGGGGCAUAUGGGUUCGUUUUCAACCGAGAACAUGGGGAUCUGGGUUCCUCAAGCGCCACCACCUCUUGUGUGUUCUUCACAAAUGGAUCGGGUGAUAGUUCAAAGUGAGACCAACAUCAAAGGUAGCAGCAUAUCGAGGUUGAAGGAUGAUACUUUCACUGUUCCACAGAUUAGUCCUCCCUCCAAUUCCAAGAGAGCCAGAUUUCUAUGGUAGAAACAAUCCUCUUUGUUUUGUUUUGUUUUGUGCCUUCUCUCUUUUUGUUACCCUGGUUUGUAGCUUACUCUUGCCCUUGUUUUCGAUUUGGUUCUGUUUGACUUUUUUUCUUCUUCUUUUUCUUGGUUCUCCUCCCUCUUUCCCUACCGGGCUGUGCUUUGAAGUAUUGAUAAAUUUGUGCACCUACUAGUGAUUGUAAAUAUAAACCUUUUCAAAUACAUGUUUUUUUUGACACA